Hydractinia symbiolongicarpus is the source of this 1317-nucleotide messenger RNA. Its product is annotated as DDB1- and CUL4-associated factor 7-like. The record is from RefSeq and is a predicted model, not a curated record. Bases 27 to 1049 code for a protein of 340 amino acids. Lineage: Eukaryota; Metazoa; Cnidaria; Hydrozoa; Anthoathecata; Hydractiniidae. Gene Ontology annotation, molecular function: protein binding. Gene Ontology annotation, cellular component: nucleus. The transcript has 9 exons.
GUUUUCUAAUAUUUUUAUUAGAUAUAAUGACAUCUCAAACACCAAAAAGGAAAGAGAUUUAUAAAUAUACUGCACCAUGGGUUGUGUAUGGAAUGAACUGGAGUGUUCGUCCGGAUAAAAGGUUUCGUUUGGCUCUUGGUAGUUUUAUUGAAGAAUACAGCAAUAAGGUACAAAUCAUACAGCUGGACGAACAAGGGGGUGAGUUUGCUGUGCAGGCAACCUUCGAUCAUCCUUAUCCAACUACAAAAAUCAUUUGGAUACCUGAUGAUAAAGCACAUUAUCCCGACCUUGUUGCGACUUCAGGCGAUUACUUGCGUGUCUGGAGGGUUGGUGCUGACGAAGUGCGAUUAGAAGCUUUGUUAAAUAAUAAUAAAAAUUCAGACUAUUGCGCACCAUUGACGUCAUUUGAUUGGAAUGAAAUGGACCCGAACAUCCUAGGAACAUCAAGCAUUGACACCACUUGCACGAUAUGGGGAUUAGAGACGGGCCAACCUUUGGGAAGAGUUCAAGGCCAUGUAAAGACGCAAUUAAUCGCACACGAUAAGGAGGUGUAUGACAUCGCGUUUAGUCGUGCAUGUGGUGGCAGAGACUUGUUUGCAUCAGUGGGUGGAGAUGGUUCGGUGAGAAUGUUUGAUCUCAGGCACUUAGAACAUUCCACUAUUAUUUACGAAGAGCCUCAACACACUCCUCUGUUGAGAUUAGCAUGGAAUAAACAGGACCCGAAUUAUUUGUGCACGUUUGCGUUGGAUAGCUUGGAGACAAUCAUCCUGGACAUGCGUAUGCCGUGUACACCUGUCGCGCGGUUAAGUAAUCAUCGCGCGGCUGUUAAUGGUAUCGCCUGGGCACCACAUUCAUCGUGUCAUGUGUGCACAUCAGCGGACGACCAUCAAGCUCUAAUAUGGGAUAUUCAACAAAUGCCACGCGCUAUCGAAGAUCCCAUUUUGGCUUACACAGCUGAGGGGGAGAUCAACAACGUGCAGUGGGCUUCAAAUCAACCGGACUGGAUUGCGAUAUGUUACAAUAAGAACGUGGAAAUAUUAAGAGUAUAAUAGCACUGGUGAAGUGAACCAAGCUCCACCAUGGAGUGUAAAUGGGUGAUGCAGUGGAAUGACCUGUGCUACACCGUGUCAAAGUUCUGUAUAUUCCAGGGCAGAUUUAAGUACGUUGUAUCUUCAGGAACGCCAGCAUAAAUUAUCCACCAAGAAAACGUAUCUGUCGAAGCAGAUAAUCAUCGGAGCUGGUCCUCAUUUUUACCUUGAUGUAAAUAAUUGUAAAUAAUAGAUUUAUUAUGCGGAAAAAAAAUCAUUCAGAAAUUCA